AUGCCCGCACUCUCGUCACUGGCAAGGAUUAAUAUCCGAGAAUUCGCAGGAUUUUUCAACUAUCUUCGCGACGACUUCAGAGACCGAACCCUGGUUCGAGCUGAAGGGUACAUGGAGGAAAAGUGCAAAGAGCAGGAGAAGCGUCACAUGAUAAACCUGGAAGAACAUACAAGCCAAGAAAAACCAAAUGCAUCGCUCACCGUUCCCGGGCACCGCACAACACCCCAAUUGAGGUUCGAUGAUUGA
Molecule: messenger RNA, 246 nt
Organism: Coprinopsis cinerea okayama7#130
Lineage: Eukaryota; Fungi; Basidiomycota; Agaricomycetes; Agaricales; Psathyrellaceae
Exons: 2
Coding region: 1-246 (81 amino acids)
Source: RefSeq, a predicted model, not a curated record